Molecule: messenger RNA, 1378 nt
Organism: Stegodyphus dumicola
Lineage: Eukaryota; Metazoa; Arthropoda; Arachnida; Araneae; Eresidae
Gene: Arp6
Product: Actin-related protein 6
Source: RefSeq, a predicted model, not a curated record
ACAUGACUUUAGUGUACAUCUAAAGUAUCUAAAGUUCUCGCUUAUAUAGUGAAUGCGCAUGUUAAUUAAUAGUUGGAAGAUGCUAUAGAAUUUUUAUCUUGAUUUGUUUUGUCACAUUCAAAACUUGUAUAAUGCCGUCCGUUUCUGAAAUGGCUUCAAAUGUUUUUGUGCUAGAUAACGGUGGAUAUACCGCAAAAGCAGGAUUUUCAUCGGAUUCUCAGCCGAGAGUUAUACCUAAUUGUAUUAUGAAAGCCAAAAGUGAACGAAGGCGGCAGUUCAUUGGUAAUCAGCUGGAUGAAUGCAAGGAUUUUUCAGCAUUAUAUUACACUUAUCCUUUCCAAAGAGGCUAUAUUGUUAAUUGGGAAGUAGAGAAGCAAGUAUGGGAUUAUAUCUUUGGAAAUGAUGUUUAUAAUGUUGAUUUUAAGGAAACAUGUUUAAUUGUAACUGAGCCAUAUUUCAACUUUCUAUCCAUGCAAGAAAGUAUGACAGAAAUUUUAUUUGAAGAUUAUAAAUUUCAUUCGAUUUUAAGGAUUAAUCCUGGAACUCUUUCAGCUCACAAAUGCCACAAAGCUGCUCCAUCAGAAAUGUGUUGUUUGGUUGUCGAUUCUGGAUUUUCUUUUACUCACAUCAUUCCUUACAUCAAGGGUAAGAAGCUUAGGAAUACUACUCGUAGAAUUGAUAUUGGUGGAAAGAUAUUAACUAAUCAUUUAAAGGAAAUUACGUCUUAUCGUCAAUUAAAUGUGAUGGAUGAAACAUAUGUUAUGAAUCAAGUGAAAGAAGAUGUUUGUUAUGUGUCUACCGACUUCUGGGCUGAUAUGAAAAAAGCAAAGUUAAGAAGCAAAGAAAAUACAAUUGUAAGGGACUAUGUGCUUCCUGAUUAUACAGUUAUUAGAAGAGGCUAUGUUCGACCUUUAGAGGAGACAACUGGCAAACCAAAGGAUAAUGAACAGUUAAUUCGAAUGAAUAAUGAGAGGUUUAUGGUACCAGAAGUUCUGUUUCAUCCAUCUGAUGUAAAUAUCCAAGAAAUGGGAAUCUCGGAAGCUAUUAUACAUUGUAUUGAAGCUUGUCCAGAAGAUGUUCAGCCUCAUCUUUACAAAAACAUUCUUCUUACUGGGGGCAAUGCUUGUUUUCCUGGAUUUAAAGAAAGAGUUUACAACGAUAUUAGAUCUGAAGCUCAUUAUCUUUUUGAUGUUAAAGUGACAUUACCAGAAAAUCCAGUAACAUUUGCAUGGGAAGGAGGUGCUCUUUUAGCAAAAGAUCCUGAAUUUCCAAAACUUAUUGUAACAAGAAAGCAAUUUGAAGAAAAUGGGCUUGCUUUUUGUCUUGAUAAAUUUGAUGUUUAGAAUUAUUAAAAAAAUUUCUUUUUUCUUACAAGGAA